AUUUCUAUAGCGUGGAGACACCGCUUAACUCCCGCAAUACGGGACCAAGAAUAGCACCCCAGAGCGAGUGAGUGAGAGCUAUGCUUCUCUAUUAUAAACUCUUGCCAGUCGUUGCCAGUCGUCCUAUAGUACAUAUUUCUAUUCUUCAUGGUCUUCAGUCCUCUUGAUUUCAGUGGAGGUCCCUGAUUCAGAAUUGUUGGUUAUUGUGGGCGAUGCCGAGCCGAUGUUGUGACUUUCAAGACAUUAAUUUACUGUGCUUUGUUGUGAAUCUUCAUUCUGAUAAGAUCAUCACAGAGAGUCUUCGAACUCAACUCAAAAGUAGCUACUAUGAGUUCGAUAUCUAAUGUUGAGAAUCUUUCUCCCCAAAUAAUCCGCAGAGUAGCCAAGGAAAUGACUGAGCUUGUUGCUCAACCCCCUGAAGGCAUCAGAGUUAUCAUCAACGAUGACGAUCUUACUGACAUUCAAGCUGUCAUAGAGGGACCUGCUGGAACUCCAUACACUGAUGGUCAUUUUAAGGUUAAAGUUGCACUUGGCAAAGAUUUUCCGCAAUGUCCUCCCAAAGCGUUUUUCCUCACAAAAAUUUUUCAUCCAAAUGUUGCAAAAAACGGUGAAAUAUGUGUCAACACACUGAAGAAAGACUGGAAAUCAGAUCUUGGAAUUAAACACAUACUAUUAACCGUCAAGUGCCUACUUAUUGUACCUAAUGCCGAGUCUGCCUUGAAUGAAGAGGCCGGAAAAAUGCUCCUUGAAAAAUAUGACGAUUAUUCAGAACGUGCUAAAAUGAUGACAGAGAUCCAUGCCCAAGCUAAUGAUAAAGGCAGUAAAUUUUCGCUUGAAAGCUGUACAUCUUCAGAUCUUGGCGGCCCUCUUCCCAAAAAACAUGCUGGUGAUAAAAAGCUAACAGCAGAAAAAAAGAAGAUGCUAAAAGAUAAAAAAAGAACGCUUAAACGAUUGUGAAGACCUGUUAAUAUGAUUGUGAAAAAAGUUAAUAUGUAUUUUUAUUUUUUUUUUAUACUGAACUUGAUAUUCAACGUAAUUCAUGAAGUUGUAUGCGAUGUGGUCGACAUUAGUUGAAUGUAUCUGUUCAUUUUUAGAAUGUGAAAAAAAAAAAACACAAUAUAAAUGAAGAGAAAUGUAUUAUUUAAUGUUGACUGAUUGUAUUGUUAAGUUAUGGAGCUGAUUAAUCAUCAAUAAGAGUGUAAAUUUUCCAAUUAGGUUUUUAAGGUCUGUCUUCGAUAGUUUAUAUAUUUAAAAGACCGUAUUGUUUUGCAAUUGUAUUUUUUUUUUCUGAAAACUUUGAAUAUUUUUACAAAUAAAUGUACAGAUAAAAUAAUACUAAAUAGUGGCUUUGAAAUAAAUGCUUUGAAAAAAAAAUAUACAUAGUAAUGAAUCAUUUUUAUCGGAUUUUAUAUAAGAAGGAAUAAGUACUAAAUACUUUAAAAUUACUAUUUCAUUUUUUAUUGACAACCUUAAUGAUUUUUACUUUUUUUUUUUUUUUUUUAAAUAUCAUAGUUAUUCUCAUUAAAAUGCAAAAUCACAGCCUUGUCUAGCUAUGAACGCUACAAAUGUUUGCGAUUAUAAACUAUUAAACAGAGAAAAAAAUAGCUACUCUAGAAUACAAAGAACAAACAGCAGCAUUACAUACUAAAAUAAUGAUUGAAAAUUAAUAAAUAAGAAGCGUUCAUGAUUGAGAAAGAUCUUGUAUUUUUUCUUAGUUUUUCUUGUUGCACAGAUACUUUUUACACACACAUGGGAGCAUACAGAAAUCAUACAUUACAAUAAUUCUUAUUUUUUUUCCGAGUUUUUACGUUUUCUAAUAAUUUGAAACAACGGAGGAUACUAA
Molecule: messenger RNA, 1843 nt
Organism: Aphidius gifuensis
Lineage: Eukaryota; Metazoa; Arthropoda; Insecta; Hymenoptera; Braconidae
Product: ubiquitin-conjugating enzyme E2 S
Exons: 4
Coding region: 328-957 (209 amino acids)
Source: RefSeq, a predicted model, not a curated record